Acipenser ruthenus (sterlet) is the source of this 6136-nucleotide messenger RNA. RefSeq names its product rho guanine nucleotide exchange factor TIAM1-like. Gene Ontology annotation, biological process: activation of GTPase activity; small GTPase-mediated signal transduction; positive regulation of axonogenesis. Bases 293 to 5080 code for a protein of 1595 amino acids. Lineage: Eukaryota; Metazoa; Chordata; Actinopteri; Acipenseriformes; Acipenseridae. The record is from RefSeq and is a predicted model, not a curated record. Gene Ontology annotation, cellular component: synapse; plasma membrane; cytosol. Gene Ontology annotation, molecular function: protein binding; guanyl-nucleotide exchange factor activity. The transcript has 28 exons.
AAUGAGUGGCGUGCGGUCCUUCCAGUAAGAUUCGGGCUCUAGUCUAAGGUUUCCGCCCUUCGCAGCGUUUCCAGAAACAACAUGGCAGCUUCUAUGAGCCGGAUUUUGCAGUAAGCCAGCGGCAGGACCCCUAUUUCUACAGUGUACUUAUUGUUGCGGCUUAGUAAGAGAUGAGUGCAGUUUUAGAGCAGCGGCGGUGGGGAAAGGUGCAGAUUCAGUGCUGCAGCCUGCUGACUGAAGGUGCCUUAGAGAGUAAUGGGAAGGAUUGACAGACAGAAUCAGAUUUUUAGUCAUGGGAAACGUAGAAAGUCAGAAUGGAGACCAUGCUUUUUAUGGAGAUAACCAGGGACACUUGUCCCGCAAGCAUAUGUCCCGAUCACUUCGGAUCUCAAAUAAACAAUCCCGGCGGUCCGGACAUGCUUCCUCAGGAAAAGUUGAACACAGAAACUCAGAAACGAGCACUCGAUCCAGCAGCACCCCCAGCAUCCCUCAGUCCUUGGCAGAAAACGGCCUUGAACUGUUUAAUGAAACUAACGUCCUAGAGGACUUUGGAAGCCCCAUUUGGGUAGACAGGGUGGCUAUGAAUUUAAGGCCAGUUUCAUUCCAUACAGAGUCAUUAGUUGACUCCAGCAUGGAUAAUAACACAGUACAAGCAGCAGCUUCUGUGCCAAGCAUGCAGGAGACCAAAGACAGUAGGCUGUUUCAAGGAGAGGUUACCUACUUGCAAAGAACAAGCAAUGGAUCAUGUGGAAACGAAAGUGUAAACUUCAAGAAAAAGAGAUCCAAAUCUGCAGAUAUGUGGCGGGAGGACAGCCUAGAGUUUUCCCUUUCUGAUCUUAGCCAAGAACACUUAACAAGCACAGAAGAAAUCAUUGACACGACAGAGGAGGACUGUCACAAGUGUGAAAGGUUAAAAGCUAACAGCAGUCCAAAAGGUAUGGAGACACUGGAUUCCAGCCAUCAAGCCAACUCACUUGAUGAACUGUAUGGCCAAAGCAGCCCAGUUGUAAUUAAUGGUGCUCCCAGGAACAGGUCUGUAAAAUACUGUCGGAAGUUGGUGUCUCACUCACGGGAGGUUGAAACCUCUGAAGAAACCAGUGAUGAUAAGAUGCUGUCUCCUUCUGAAGACGAUGCUGCCUCUUACGGUGCUUACACUCUUCCCUGCAGGAGAUCUCACUGUCUUUCAGAAGGAGCUCCCAGCCAGCAGGUGACCCAUUCAAACAGCAUGCAAGGGAGAAGAGCUAAAACCACACAGGAUGUUACAACAUGGGAAGGAAGUGAAUAUGCAGAUAGUGGGAUUGAUGGGGCAACAACUGAUUCGGAUCUCAAAACAAGACGCUCAAAAGUUAUGUCGGCCACAUACUCUCCAUCAACAUGUACUGGUAGCAGUGUUUUUAUUGGAAGUGACAGUGGUAGCAGUGUCGGAGAUGCCCUCCUUCAAGGGGUCUAUGAGAACUUUAGGCGCGAGUUGGAAAUGAGCUCCACCAACACAGAGAGCCUGGAAGAAGCUUUGUCUGCAGUGAGUGAUGAGCAGAGCAGUGGCACUAUGAGCUCGCCUGGGCAGUCCGAUAUCUUACUUACUGCAGCACAAGGGACGGUACGGAAGGCAGGGGCGCUUGCUGUGAAAAACUUCCUAGUGCACAAGAAGAACAAGAAGGUGGAAUUGGCUACUCGACGGAAGUGGAAACAUUAUUGGGUCUCUUUAAAAGGUUGUACAUUGUUCUUUUAUGAGGCAGAUGGUCGGUCGGGAAUAGACCAUAACAGCACCCCAAAGCAUGCAGUCUGGGUAGAAAACAGCAUUGUUCAAGCAGUGCCCGAGCAUCCAAAGAAAGACUUUGUUUUCUGCCUCAGUAAUUCACUUGGGGAUGCUUUCCUUUUCCAGACUUGUAGUCAGACUGAACUAGAGAACUGGAUAACCGCGAUUCACUCUGCCUGCGCAACCGCUGUAGCGAGACAGCAUCACAAAGAUGAUACGGUCAAGUUACUCAAGAUGGAGAUCAAAAAGCUGGAACAAAAAAUUGACAUGGAUGAGAAGAUGAAGAAGAUGGGGGAGAUGCAGCUGUCAUCUGUAAAAGACACCAAGAAAAGAAAAACCAUUCUAGAGCAGAUAUUUUUGUGGGAGCAAAACCUCGAACAGUUCCAGAUGGACCUUUUUCGCUUUCGCUGUUAUUUAUCAAGUCUUCAAGGAGGAGAAUUGCCAAACCCCAAAAGACUUCUUGCAUUUGCUAGUCGUCCGACCAAGCAUGCCAUGGGACGCCUUGGGAUUUUUUCAGUGUCCUCUUUUCACGCUCUGGUGGCAGCACGCACAGAGUCUGGGGUGAGGCGGAGGACACAGGUGAUGUCUCGGUCGGCCAGCAAACGCAAAAGCAGGUUCUCCUCUCUUUGGGGGCUAGACACUACCUCAAAGAAAAUGACGAAGGGAAGGCCCAGCAUAAACCAGGUUUUUGCUGAUGGUGAAGACACAGUGAAGAAAUCAUUAGAUGGAAUGUUUGAUGACCCUGUAGGAGUUGGCACCAAGGAGACUGAAGCAGCACUGAACACUGUCGAACAGCACAACCCAGACAGUGAUAUUUGGGUUCCUGAAUACCUCACCCCAUCCUGGGUUUGUCUCCCAAAUGACCAGCCAGUGCUGGCAAUAAUCCAGCCUGAAGAUUUACCACUGGACAUUCUUAAAAUGAUCUGCAAGAUUCACCAACUAGAUCCUGCCAAAUACUAUGUGCGCCUGAAGUUUUUAGUUGAAAACCAAGUACAAUUUUAUAUACCCAAGCCAGAAGAACAUAUUCAUGAUAUGUUCUACAAGGAGAUUGAAAUUUGUCCAAAAAUGACAAGUCUCAUUCAGUUUGACAAGAAUGAUUCAUCUGCUAUUGGUUAUGGUUUUUCAAUGUCGGUGUUGGAAGAGGAUGGGGUGCAGCAAAUAUACAUCACAGAUGUAAAGGAAGGUGGUCUAGCUUUUGCUAAAGGUCUAAAAGCAGGCGAUGAAAUUCUGCAGCUUAAUAGCAAAGAUGCUAGUCAUUGGAAUGUUUCAGACAUGAAAUCUGCCGUCUCUCAGCCCUCGCUUUCCUUGGCCAUAAGCACAGUCCCUGUGGAUAAGAAUAAGAAGUACUGCUCAAUGCCACCUCUUCGCUCAGAUGGAGAGGAACAACUGUAUAGUGACAUAUUUUCUCGAAGCCAAGAAAAUAUUCUAGAUGAUGUGGGAGGCAUUGGUCUUGAGAGCACUAUGGAUGAAAUCGAGGUGCAGUUAGAAGCUUCUCUUGAGACAGAUGAUUCAAGCAAGAGUACUGAGCAGGUUGCAGCUUUCUGUCGUAGUCUUCAUGACAUGAAUCCCUCAGAGAUCUCUUCCGAGGCUGCAGACUCCUCUGGACCUCAACCUGCAAUACUGCGGCAGCUGACCGAUGCCGAUAAACUGCGCAAAGUCAUCUGCGAGCUGGUGGAAACUGAAAGAACCUACGUUAAAGAUUUAAAAUGUCUUAUUGACAGGUAUUUAACACCUUUACAGAAAGAAACCUUUCUUACUCAAGACGAGCUUGAUGUGCUUUUUGGAAACCUGGCAGAAAUGUUGGAGUUCCAAAAUGAAUUUCUUCAAACACUUGAAGAUGGAACAAGGCUGGUGCCUGAUUUGGAAAAACUUGAAAAAGUUGAUCAGUUCAAGAAGGUGCUAUUCUCCCUGGGUGGCUCUUUUCUAUACUACGCAGACCGCUUCAAGAUCUACAGUGCAUUUUGUGCCAGCCAUACAAAAGUUCCAAAGGUGUUUGUAAAAGCUAAAACUGACCCUGCUUUCAAGGCCUUCCUUGAUGCUCAGAAUCCCAAACAGCAACACUCCUCCACUCUGGAAUCCUACCUGAUUAAACCUAUCCAGCGGGUGCUUAAGUACCCUUUGCUGCUAAGGGAGCUAUUUUCUUUAACAGAUCCUGAAAGUGAAGAACAUUAUCAUCUUGAUGUUGCAAUGAAAGCCAUGAACAAAGUAGCGAGCCACAUUAAUGAAAUGCAAAAAAUCCAUGAAGAGUAUGGUGCUGUAUUUGACCAACUGAUAGCAGAACAGAUUGGAGAGAAAAAAGAGGUUGCAGAUCUGUCGAUGGGGGACUUGCUUCUUCACACAACAGUUGUUUGGCUUAACCCCCCUGCCUCUUUUGGAAAGUGGAAGAAAGAUCCUGAGUUAGCAGCAUUUGUUUUUAAAACUGCUGUUGUAUUUGUUUACAAAGAUUGUUCAAAGCAGAAGAAAAAAAUGGGAGCAUCUCAUAGAGCGUCAAUCUCAGACGAGAGAGACCCAUUUCGAUUCCGCCACAUGAUUUCUACUGAUGCUCUUCAAGUUCGCGCACUUGCCAGUGCAGAUGCUGAGGGAGGUGCUGUGUGUGAAGUUGUACAUGUGAAAUCUGAGUCUGAAGGGAGACCAGAAAGAACAUUCCACCUCUGUUGCAGUUCUCCAGAGAGUAAGAAAGACUUUUUAAAGACCAUCCACUCUGUUCUUCGGGAUAAACAGCGAAGGCAGCUUCUCAAAACUGAAAGUUUACCACCUAAUCAGCAGUAUGUACCUUUUGGAGGGAAGCGGCUUUGUGCCCUGAAGGGAGCAAGACCUGUAAUGAACAGAGCAGUUUCUGCACCGUCUAGGACUCUUGGGAAGAGAAAGCUAGUGAGGAACAGGUUUACCAUUGAUACAGACAACGUGUUUGAGUGCAGUCCUGCUAGAGAGACUCAGCAGCAACACCAGCCUCAGCAAGCUGCCAUUAGCGCUGACACUGACCGCUGGGUGGAGGAGCAGUUUGAUCUGGAUCAAUACGAGGAUCAGGAGGAUGUCAAGGAGACUGACAUUCUGAGCGAUGAUGAUGAGUACUGUGAAUCAGUUAAAGGGCCUACUGUGGAGCAUGAUCUGCCGGCCCAGGUAAAAGCAGUCUCUCUCAUGGACAAUACAAAACCUGAGCGGGAGAAUAAUCAGAAGACUGGGGAUUCCCGUGCAAUGAAAAUGGCCCACCUUAAAAAACAAUCUGCCGUAUCUGGACUCAGUUGUGCCAUAGAAAACAAUGCCGAAGAGGUGAUCUGGGUGAGACGGGAAGAUUUUGUACCUGUUCGAAACAGUGACAUUUAAGGUUCUAAGUAAAUAAUACAUACUAUUCUUAUCAAGGCAAAAUUAUUAAUUUGCCAUACACCUGUGGUUGAGCGAAGUUUGCACAUAGAUUCAGGCAGCUAUAUCACUGAGCGCAUUUUUGCCAGAUUUAGUCUUGGAACUCUAGAUGGUGGAUAUUCUAAUAAAUAAAGGCUUUUGGAGUCGUAUUAUACGAAGGGCUUUAAGUUAUUUAUUCUGUUGAUCAGGGGUUCUAAUUAAAUAAUGAGGUGGAAAAUGUUUGCAGCUAUAUUGGCACAGUUACUGUACCUAUGUGCUGUACAACUGCUCUGCAGUAAAAGGUGAGUUAUAGCACAAUAAACAGUUUGUUUUAUUUAAUGUCAUUCAAGUCACUUGGGGAAUGCUUUCUUUACUAAACAUAUCUUGGUCUAUUUUAAACAAAGAAUGAGAUUAAAAUGUAUUUAAUUUUAUUAAGCUUCAUAUGAAACUAGAAUAGAAAUUGUGGCUGCCGAGAGGUUAAUUUGGGGUGCUGGGUGAGGUAAUCGCAGAUGAAAUCGUAAUAGUUAAAUAAUGAAAGGAUUGUGUUUAAAGUCCUGUCUCUGUAGACACACAAUGACAUUGUAUAAAACUAAUACGUUUUCUGAAUUCAUCCUGUGAUGUGUAUAUGUUGGUCACUAUAGCUGUCAGUUUUUUUCAGUUUUAUUUUAAGACUCCUUUUGUAAAUUUUAUUGCUGCUAUUGCUAGUAGUUUAAUAGUAUUUUUUUGCUUUCUGCAUUUUUAAACCCUUUUUUUUGCUUAAUCCUCUUAGCCCAUGUAUAGGAAGUAACAGUGUCCAAAAAGAGUAGAAUCUAGACAACUGUAUUUCCACGAGACAUUGUUCAUUGUUUAAUUCAAGUCUGCUGAUGCAUGCUGCCAUAGCUGUCUGUACAUAAUGUCAUUCUGCAACGCACAUGUCAGAAGGGUUCUUUAAUAUAUUUCUUUUUAUAAGCUGAAAGAAGGUCUAUUUUUAUGUUUUUAGGAAUAUGGUUCUGAAAAGUUGUAAAUGCUUGUCAAAACAUGUAAUAAAAAUGAGGGAAAGAA